This is a messenger RNA of Macadamia integrifolia, 853 nucleotides long. RefSeq names its product major allergen Pru ar 1-like. Gene Ontology annotation, biological process: defense response; abscisic acid-activated signaling pathway. Gene Ontology annotation, cellular component: cytoplasm; nucleus. The record is from RefSeq and is a predicted model, not a curated record. Bases 110 to 589 code for a protein of 159 amino acids. Lineage: Eukaryota; Viridiplantae; Streptophyta; Magnoliopsida; Proteales; Proteaceae. Gene Ontology annotation, molecular function: abscisic acid binding; protein phosphatase inhibitor activity; signaling receptor activity. The transcript has 2 exons.
CAUCAUCUCCAACCCAGCAAGGCCUGCCUUAUUCCCAAAAUUUAUUCUUUAUUCUCCAUCGCAUCAUCCUUGGAGAUUCACUUCAUAUUAUUACUUUAGCAAAAUAGAAAUGGGUGUGACCACCAUUACCACUGAGUUCAGUUGCCCAAUCCCUCCUGCUAGGCUUUUCAAGGCUGCAAUCCUUGAUGCACACAACUUACUUCCCAAGAUCCUUCCCAACAAGAUUAAAUCCAUUGAGAUUCAAGGUGAUGGUGGUGCUGGAUCCAUCAAACAGAUCAACUUGGCUGAUGAUGGUCCUUUCGAAUUCAUCAAGCAUCGGAUCGAAGAAGUCGAUGAACAGAAUUUUAAGUGCAAGUUUACUCUGAUCGAAGGUGCUGUCAUAGGUGAAAAGAUUGAAAAGGUUGUGGAUACGGUUCAGUUUGUGGCCUCUGCAGACGGGGGAUCCAUCUGUAAGGGUACUUCUGAAUUUUACACUAUUGGUGACUACACUAUGGGUGAAGAUGAAAUCCAGAUGGGCAAGGACAUGGCCACUGGGACGUUCAAGAUGGUGGAAGAGUACCUCUUGCAGAACCCAACUGCCUAUGCUUAAGAGUUUAUUUUAAUUGAUCUAAAACAUCAAUAGAGCUAUUAUGACUCAAUAUCAAAAAGUCAUCCAUAGUGUUUGUGCCUUUUUUUUUUAUUGGGGAUGGAUAGGUUUGGGAUGAGAGGGUUAAGGAUUUGAUUAUGCUUUAAUAAAGUGUAUGUGCUAGAAAUGUUUGGUUGGACAUGAGAUGAAAAAAAUCUAUUUCAUGGUAAUUAAUUAAUUUCUGGAUUCAUAUACUUUCAAAUAAAUAGCAUAAACAUCACACUCUUU